AUGGUCCGAGCUCAGACGUGGAUUCUGGCCAAACAUUUCAAUGGCUUCCCCAAGGAAAGCGACUUCCAGCUCAAAGAGGAGGAACUCCCUGAGCCUAAAGCUGGAGGUUCGACCUUUUUUUUUUUUUUUUGGGAUGUUUGCCGUGUUGACGUCUUAUUGAUGUUUUUGUUCUUUGUUUCAGAGGUGCUUUUGGAGGCGUUGUUUCUCAGUGUUGACCCUUACAUGAGGCCAUUUAGCCGCGUUCGCAUGAAAGAAGGAGAUGUGAUGAUCGGAACUCAAGUGGCCAAGGUGGUCCAGAGCAGGAACGCAGCAUUUCCCGUUGGGGCCCACGUUGUCAGCCGCGGCGGAUGGAGAACACACACCGUGUCAGACGGGUCCGACCUCGUCCCCGUCAUGCCCGACUGGCCUCGGGACGUUUCGUUGUCCUUGGCUCUGGGCACUGUCGGCAUGCCUGGGCUGACGGCUCUAUACGGAAUCGAGGAAGUCCUGGAGCUGAAAUCGGGCGAGACUCUGCUGGUGAAUGCGGCAGCUGGGGCGGUGGGCUCGGUGGCGGGGCAGAUGGCCAAAAUGAAGGGCUGCAGAGUGGUGGGCUCGGCGGGGUCCGAUGCCAAGGUGGCCUUCCUCAAAGAGUUGGGCUUCGACGAGGCCUUCAACUACAAAACCGUCGCCUCCCUGGAGGAGGCUCUGAAGAAAGCCGCUCCCGACGGAUACGACUGCUUUUUUGAAAACGUUGGAGGCCCUUUCUCGAGCGUUGCCAUGUCACAGAUGAAAGAUUUCGGAAGAAUAGCCGUGUGUGGAAGUAUAUCCACAUACAAUGACACUGAGGUUCAGACAGGCCCUUAUCCUCAAAUGACCAUGAUCGUUAAGCAGCUCAAGAUGGAGGGCUUCAUGCAAAGCAGAUGGGAGCCAAAGCACCCGGAGUCCCUCAGGAGGCUCAUGGGCUGGCUGAAAGAGGGUAAACUGCAGAGCCGCGAGCACAUCACCAAAGGCUUUGAAAACAUGCCGGCGGCUUUCAUGGGCAUGCUGCGAGGAGAAAACACUGGCAAAGCUAUCGUGGAAGUCUAAUGUGAAAUCCAGGAAGAUUACUGGGGAGGGAUCGACACUUUCGAAACACGCCUAAAUGACAACGCAUUUAUUUUUUGCAGGACAUAUUUUCAAAUGGGUUGAAAAUGUUCAAACUAAGAAGUCACGUGUCCGUUUUCACCGUCUCCGCACAAUACUACGAUGAUGCAAUUGGCAGCAAUUAUACAUGAUGUCACAAGCUUGGCACACCUACAGCGGAAAUAAAAAGUCUACUACACACCAAGA
Messenger RNA from Hippocampus comes (tiger tail seahorse), 1308 nucleotides. Its product is annotated as prostaglandin reductase 1. Gene Ontology annotation, biological process: prostaglandin metabolic process. The transcript is spliced from 7 exons. The record is from RefSeq and is a predicted model, not a curated record. NCBI's taxonomy places the organism in Eukaryota, Metazoa, Chordata, Actinopteri, Syngnathiformes, Syngnathidae. Gene Ontology annotation, molecular function: 15-oxoprostaglandin 13-reductase [NAD(P)+] activity; 2-alkenal reductase [NAD(P)H] activity. Gene Ontology annotation, cellular component: cytoplasm. The coding region runs from base 1 to 1065 and encodes 354 amino acids.